This is a messenger RNA of Dracunculus medinensis (Guinea worm), 456 nucleotides long. Lineage: Eukaryota; Metazoa; Nematoda; Chromadorea; Rhabditida; Dracunculidae. The record is from the annotation of a GenBank genome assembly.
AUGGAUGCAUUUGAACUUCAGCUUUGGAAAAAAAAUAUUCCUGAGAAUGUCGUGGAAUCUAAAAGAAAACGAUGCAUCAAAAAAGCCGAAGUUUUCAUUCGAGCCACAACUGACCUAAAAUUGUCCUAUUUUGGAUUUAUUAUGCGAAGAUUCAGUUCUCUGGAAAAAGAUCUGAGAAUGGCAAGAAAAGAUAAAAAGAGGACGAAAGAGGAUCUGCAUCAAGUAACAAAUCGUGGUCUCUGUGAUAUUUCUCUCGAAAUGUGCACGAGCAUUCGAUGUGUUGCUAAGGAGGGUGUAAUACAUCCUAGAAACGAACUUAAAGCCUUCUGUAAAUCCAUAAUAAUGCUUGUUCUGAAAUCUUUGAAAGCUGUGCAUUAUCCUUUAUCCAGGAAAACUAUAUAUCUUAAUCCUAAUUAUAUUUUAAUAAUUUUGGCACUUCAAACGAAAUUCUCAUGA